AUGCGACACGUGGAAGCGAUCUUGCGUGGUGUAAUAGGAGACGUGGAGUUUAUAUAUCUUUCUGCCUCCUGGAAAGACUUCUCCGACACUGCUGAUACAGAUCAUCGUGUCUGGGGGCAUGGCGACCCCGAAUUUGAUGAGAUCAAAGGGUUGGGAGUAUCGCUAGCUUUGGUGCGCCAUACACUAGAGAAGGAUGGCCCUUUCAGCGGCGUAGUCGGGUUCUCCUCUGGCGCCGCUAUGACUGCAACUAUUACGUCACUGCUAGAACAACCGUACAGAGGAGAUGUCAAGACUGGCAGGAAUGUAUCUCUUGAGAUCAAUCAUCCGCAACUAAGAUUUGCUAUUUGCCUCAGUGGAUUUCGAUUGAAGCACGUGUCUUACAAGAAAUCCUUCUACUCGUCCAGUAUCAAGACACCAACUUUUCACACUAUUGGGACGUCAGACGCAGUUAUCGACCCGAAUCGAACAGUAGACCUUACGAACUGUUAUGAAGACGCACAGGUCUAUCAGUACGAUGGUGGCCAUUAUGUGCCACAGUAUAAGGAGGCGAAUGGUCUUCGCGGCGAUCUUAUUCCUUUUCUGCAACGAGUCAUGAAAAUGCCAACCGAUGAUGCAUGUGCUGAAAUUCACUUUUAG
Messenger RNA from Penicillium diatomitis, 636 nucleotides. RefSeq lists its product as uncharacterized. The transcript is spliced from 2 exons. Lineage: Eukaryota; Fungi; Ascomycota; Eurotiomycetes; Eurotiales; Aspergillaceae. The coding region runs from base 1 to 636 and encodes 211 amino acids. The record is from RefSeq and is a predicted model, not a curated record. Gene Ontology annotation, cellular component: nucleus; cytoplasm.